AGUGAAAAUCUUACAGAAGCAGCUCUGUGACCUCUCCUUCACCUCCCUCAGCCUGCCAUGCGGGCAAAAAUCUUAAGGGGGUGGGGAAGUCUCAGCUUAGGCAGGAUCGGGUGAGCAUGGGUUAAGUGAAAAGGGCCAAUUAGAGAAUAGGUGAUGCAACAUCGGCCGAACCUGCAGCAGGAUGUAACAACCAAAAAGAAUGUGUCAGGGUUAACCCCAUAGUCGCUGGAAAAGGUAAAAGAACUGCUCCUGGGUUGGUCAAUUCAAAAGACCCCCCGGAUAUCAUAAUUGGAUCCCGCCAAAAGUAACUGUCACUUACAAUAAAAUAACUGGUCGUAAUACCUGUCAACAAUAAUGUAACCUACUGAUUGGGACGCUGUAACUCUCAUGAAUUCCCCCUCCCCUCCUGUGGGUCCCUCUCCCCUCCACUACCAUAAAAGUCCCUCCGACGCGCUCCUCGGGGCUCUUCUCCUCUACCCCUGCGUGGGAUACGAGUUGAGCCCCAGCGCGCUGGUCCCCGAAUAAAACCUCUUGCUGUUUGCAUCAAGUGGCGGCUCUCGAGACUGAUUGGGGUGUGCGUCGAUCUCGGACCAGGGCAGUGGGAUCUCCCACAGACGGACCUUACAUUUGGGGGCUCGUCCGGGAUAUAUGACCACCCCUCAGCCUUCGACAGCACCCUUGGAGGUAGGUUUAACGUGUGCCGGCUUUCUGUUGUCUUUGUCUUAUUUGUAAUCUGUCUUAAGGUUGAUCUGUGUGGCCUGUGUUAAGUUGUACACACUCGGUCUUUUGGUUUCGGUUUUGGCAACCGUCUGGUCCCUCGUGAGAGUGACCAGGCUGGAACCGGCAGACGUGCCCGGAAGGGUUCCAAGUUGCACCCUGGGGGACGCCCCAAGGGAGGUGGAGGACCAGGGACGCCUGGUUGCCUCCUACUGGAAAAUCCUUGCUUUGGAAGAAGGUAAGGUACUGCUCUUGCAUCGCCAGGAGGUGGGGUAUCGACCCUCCGUCACUCUCCACCCUCGGUGGCUUUGUAAGAAUCGGAAAGGCCGCACAGUGUUAAAUUGUGUUUUGUCUGUAAUAAUUGUCUGUUUUUUCUUGGUACUGUAUACAUUGGCAAUGGGACAGAAGAUCUCAACCCCCCUUAGCCUGACGAUAGACCACUGGUCAGAAGUGAAGACCAGAGCUCAUAACCUAUCCGUGGAAAUAGGAAAGAAAAAAUGGCAAUCCUUCUGCACGUCUGAAUGGCCCACCUUCGGGGUCGGAUGGCCACCAGAGGGGUCUUUUAACUUACCCCUCAUUUCUUCUGUAAAAGCCCGUGUUUUCCAGCCAGGCCCUAAUGGGCACCCCGAUCAACAACCAUAUAUCAUUGUGUGGCAAGACCUGGUUCAAAACUCACCUCCGUGGGUCAAGCCGUGGCUCUUACAGGCCCUAUUCACAACAGAAGAGAGAGAAAGAAUACUUAUGGAAGCCCGAAAGAAUGUUCCAGGGGAGAACGGGCUUCCCACUACCCUCCCCAAUCUCAUCGACCUCGCUUUUCCCUUGAGCCGCCCGGACUGGGACUUCAAUCAACCUGAAGGUAGGGAGCGGCUGCGUGUCUACCGCCAGGCUCUAGUGGCUGGUCUCCAUGGGGCUGCUCGGCGGCCCACUAAUUUGGCCAAGGUAAGAGAAAUUAUCCAAGGGAGAAGUGAACCCCCCUCCGUAUUUUUGGAAAGACUGAUGGAGGCAUUUCGUAGGUACACUCCGUUCGAUCCCACUACUGAGGGACAAAGGGCCUCCGUAGUCAUGGCCUUCAUAGGGCAGGCAGCACCAGAUAUUAAGAGAAAGCUGCAGAGAUUAGAGGGUCUACAGGAUUGGACCCUGCGAGAUUUAGUAAAGGAGGCAGAAAAAAUAUACUAUCGGAGAGAGACAGAUGAAGAAAGGGAACUAAGGAAGGAAAUGGAGGAAAACAAAAAGGAGAUACAAAAAGAAAAGAGACUAGAAAAAAGCUUAACCCGGAUUCUGGCUGCAGUAGUAGACAAGCAGGACCAGGGCAAACCUAAGCAGAUAGGAAAUCUGGGCAACAAAAGAGGCAAUAGGCGACCGCUCUUAGACAAAGACCAAUGUGCAUACUGCAAAGAAAAGGGACACUGGGCAAAGGAGUGUCCCCAGAAAAAGUCCCUACAGAAAGUCCUGUCCUUGGCCGAGGAAGACUAGGGAAGUCGGGGCUUAGGACCCCUCCCUGAGCCCAGGGUAACCCUUAAAGUGGAGGGGAAACCCGUUGAGUUCCUAGUGGAUACAGGAGCCCAACAUUCAGUUCUAUUACAGCCCUCUGGGCCCUUAUCAGACCGCAAGUCCUGGGUGGUUGGUGCCACCGGACGGCAAUUAUACUCAUGGACUACCCGAAGAUCUGUAGACUUAGGCGUGGGCCGGGUAACCCACUCGUUUCUGGUGAUUCCAGAGUGCCCAAGUCCCUUGUUGGGAAGGGACCUUCUAACUAAGCUUGGGGCCCAAAUCACGUUCACGCCCAAGGGCCCCCAAGUAACAAAGAAAGGGCAGCUAAUUACCGCCCUUACCGUAAGUUUGGAAGAUGAACACCGAUUAUUUGAGCCAGACCUCGAGCCUCCAAACCUCACGGACUGGGUCAAACGCUUCCCUGGGGCAUGGGCAGAAGAAGCAGGGAUAGGACUAGCUAAACAACGACCUCCUGUGGUCAUAGAAUUAAAAGCCUCUGCAGAACCAAUAGCCAUCCGACAAUAUCCAAUGAGUAAAGAAGCAAAGGAAGGUAUCCAACCUCACAUACAGCGUCUAUUAAAACUUGGCAUAUUGGUGCCCUGCAAGUCACCCUGGAACACUCCUCUGCUGCCAGUAAAGAAGCCAGGGACCAAAGACUAUCGUCCUGUGCAGGACUUGCGAGAAGUCAAUAAAAGAGUUCAGGACAUACACCCCACGGUCCCCAACCCCUACAACUUGCUAAGUACUUUGCCACCCGAUCGUAUAUGGUACACUGUUUUAGACUUAAAAGAUGCCUUCUUUUGCCUCCGCCUCCAUGUUUCCAGCCAAAGUAUGUUUGCCUUUGAGUGGGAAGACCCUGACUCCGGAGCCACCAGGCAGCUCACCUGGACUAGACUACCUCAGGGAUUCAAAAAUUCGCCAACCCUCUUCGAUGAGGCCCUGCACCAAGACCUAACCUCGUUUAGGAUGUCUCAUCCUCAGGUAACCUUGCUCCAGUACGUUGACGAUCUCCUCCUCGCUGGAGCCACCAUAGAAGACUGUUAUCAGGGAACUGAAGAUCUCCUAAAGGAAUUGUCGUCAUUGGGGUACAGGGCGUCGGCAAAAAAGGCCCAAAUCUGCCAGCAACAGGUAACCUACUUGGGAUAUAUCCUAAAAGAGGGAAAAAGGUGGCUAACGGAAGCUAGGAAGCAAACUGUGACUCAGAUCCCCGUACCCCAAUCACCAAGACAGGUGAGAGAAUUCUUGGGCACGGCGGGAUUUUGUCGGCUCUGGAUACCUAGCUUCGCCACCCUGGCAGCCCCCUUGUACCCCUUAACUAAGGGAAAUUCCCCUUUCGUAUGGGGAUUAGAACAACAAGAGGCCUUCGACAAUAUCAAACGGGCCUUGCUGUCGGCCCCCGCUCUAGCCUUGCCAGAUGUGUCCAAACCCUUUACUCUCUUUGUAGACGAGCGGGGCGGAACAGCCCGCGGAGUGUUAACCCAGGCUCUAGGACCUUGGAAACGGCCGGUGGCAUAUUUGUCAAAAAAACUGGACCCAGUAGCCAGGGGAUGGCCAAUAUGUCUCAGAUGCAUAGCCGCCGUCGCUGUUUUAGUCAAGGACGCUGAUAAACUAACCUUGGGACAAAAAUUAACUAUAGUGGCCCCCCACGCAUUAGAGAGCAUUGUUCGGCAGCCACCAGAAAGAUGGUUAUCUAAUGCUAGAAUGACCCAUUACCAGAGUCUCCUCCUCAACGAGGAACGGAUCCAAUUCGCUCUCCCCACUGCCAUAAACCCGGCUACCCUGCUACCCGAGAUAAGCAAAGAUGCCUCGCCCGUACUUCACUCGUGCCAGGAGAUCCUAGCUGAAGAAACCGGAGUCCGACAAGACCUCCGGGACCAACCCCUCCCAGAUGCCGAUCUCACAUGGUAUACUGAUGGGAGCAGUUACAUCAUUGAAGGUAAGCGGGUAGCCGGGGCAGCAAUAGUGGAUUCCAAAAAUACCAUAUGGGCUAGUAGCCUACCAGAAGGGACGUCUGCUCAAAAAGCUGAAUUAAUUGCCUUAACACAGGCUCUCAAAUUGGCAAAAGGCAAAAAGGUCAAUAUUUAUACAGACAGCAGGUAUGCAUUUGCCACGGCUCAUGUACAUGGCGCCAUCUAUAGGCAAAGAGGGCUACUUACCUCAGCGGGAAAAGAAAUUAAAAAUAAAGAUGAGAUCCUAGAUCUGUUAGAAGCUAUACACAAGCCCCUCAAGGUGGCCAUCAUCCACUGCCCUGGCCACCAAAAGAAUAAAUCGGAGGUAGCCUUAGGAAAUCAAAAGGCAGACAAAGAGGCAAAAAAGGCUGCUCAUGGACUCAAUCUCCUCCCAGUAAGGGAAAUAACAAACCAAGUCAAAAACCCGAUGCAGACAGGUGAUAAAACUCCCCUGUCUGAAGCGGAAGCAAAGACGUUCCUAAAACACCUUCACCAGCUAACCCACUUUGGAGAAAAACACCUCAAAACUUCAGCCAGAAGGUCCCCCUACUACAUACCGAAUAUAGAAACACUGGCUCACGAAAUUGUUAAAAACUGCAUCCCAUGCCAAAGGGUGAACGCUACCUCUAACACGGUCAGUAGCGGAAAGAGACUGCGGGGGGACCGGCCUGGCUUAUACUGGGAGGUGGACUUUACUGAAGUAAGACCUGGAAGAUAUGGUAAUAAAUACUUACUAGUGUUUAUAGAUACCUUCUCCGGGUGGGUAGAAGCUUUCCCCACCAAAACUGAAACAGCUCAAGUGGUGACCAAGAAGCUUCUGGAGGAGAUCUUCCCCCGUUUUGGAGUACCUAAGGUAAUCGGGUCCGACAACGGACCAGCCUUUGUUGCCCAGGUAAGUCAGGAGGUGGCCAGAAUCCUUGGGGUGAAUUGGAAAUUACAUUGUGUAUAUAGACCCCAAAGCUCAGGACAGGUAGAAAGGAUAAAUAGAACUCUAAAAGAGACCAUGACAAAAUUAUCCUUAGAGACUGGCGUUAUAGACUGGACAGCCCUCCUUCCUUACGCUCUAUUCAGAGUCCGAAAUACCCCUAAUUUCCUAAAUGUAACACCCUUUGAAAUCUUGUAUGGGACCAGCCCCCCAUUAGCCUCCAUGCACCUGCCCUCUUUGGAAUGUAUAACGAAUCAGACUUUGCUUGGCAGAUUCAAGGCCCUUGAACUCGUCCAAAAACUCGUGUGGAAGCCUUUGGCUGACGCCUAUCGACCCGGAGAUCUCCAAGUUCCCCACCAGUUCCAA
Molecule: messenger RNA, 5448 nt
Organism: Suricata suricatta (meerkat)
Lineage: Eukaryota; Metazoa; Chordata; Mammalia; Carnivora; Herpestidae
Product: protein transport protein sec31-like
Exons: 2
Coding region: 1114-2190 (358 amino acids)
Biological process (GO): virion assembly
Molecular function (GO): nucleic acid binding; zinc ion binding
Source: RefSeq, a predicted model, not a curated record